GCAGAAUAUAGAGUUUGCAUCUUCAACAUCUAACAUAGAGCUCAUUCUACAAAUAAAUUACACAGGUAAUUGAGGUUUUGUAGAUUAAAAUUCCUAUUUUUCCCCCCAUUUUUUUUUUGUAUGUUGUAAUCAUUAUGUUUUGUUCAUUAGUUACCAAUUUUUACAUUUUCACAUUAUUUAGUCAAUAAAUUUAAUCGUGAAUUAAGAUAAAAUCUGAGCAUCCACGCAGGAGCUAAGCUUUAUGAGCUGAACCAACUCAAAGUUCCCAUCACUACAAACUAUAGUUGUGGAAAAAUAGUUUAGAUGUAACAGCUGUAAGAUUUAUGAAUACAGUCGCAUUGACAGCAAAGAUCUUUGUCUUUUGUCAUCUUUUGCAUGUGCUUUUUGCAGCAGUAGAACAUGUCCCUCUGUGAUUUAGCUCCAGCUUUAACAUCCUUUACACUCAUGUUUAUUUAUAGAAGCAUGUCCCGUUACAGCUGGUUCAGAGUAGCUCCACAUCUGGUCUGUCACUUGCACUGACUGCAGAGGGGUCAACGGGUUUGUUGCACUGACCUCUUAAAUCGGGUGGAAACAUGAGACUUUGAAGGCAUGAGUUUGUUUUUGUUUUUUAAAUCGGCUCUGCAUCGUACGCAUGAAAUUGACUGAAAAUGAUCAAUAGUAAUAUUUUUAUCUUUUAUGCACUAGCCAUCCGGUUUGGUCGCAUGCCCCAAGCAGAGAAGAUGAAGCUCAAGGAGGAAAGUAAGGUUGUUGAAACAAAAGUAGAAGACGCCAUCAAGGACGACCAUAAGAUUCUGGUCAGACAGAUCCAUGAAGCCUACCUCAAGAACUUCAACAUGAACAAGGCAAAAGCGCGGCUUAUACUAACUGGAAAAACCAGCAAGCCGCCUUUGAUCAUUCAUGACAUGGAGACAUUUCAGCUUGCUGAGAAGACGUUAGCGGUCCACAUGGUGAGGACUGAGUCUGCAGAGUCCAACAGAGACCUUCAAGCUGGGCAGAUCAUCCCAGCCAUGGUGUAUGAGGAGCUCCAGCAGAGGGAGGCUGAGGCCAGGCUCUUCUACUGCUGCCAGAGCACGUCUGUGGAGACGGUCACUGAGCUCACAGAGUUUGCUAAGGCCAUACCAGGCUUUCAAAGCUUGGAUCUGAAUGAUCAGGUGACUCUCUUGAAAUAUGCGGUUUAUGAAGCCCUUUUUACACUUCUGGCCUCAUGUAUGAACAAAGAUGGCCUCCUCGUUGCGCGUGGUGGAGGCUUCAUCACCCGCGAAUUCCUCAAAGGCCUCCGCCGGCCUUUCAGUGACAUGAUGGAGCCGAAGUUCCAGUUUGCCACUCGCUUCAACUCUCUAGAUCUGGAUGACAGCGACCUGGCGCUCUUUGUUGCAGCUAUUAUCUGUUGUGGAGAUCGUCCAGGACUUGUGGAUGUACCUUUGGUGGAGCAGCUGCAGGAGAGCAUCAUCCAGGCUCUACGGCUCCACCUGCUGGCUAACCAUCCAGAUGACGCUUUCCUCUUCCCAAGACUGCUGCAGAAGCUGGCUGACCUUCGGGAGCUGGUAACAGAGCAUGCACAGCUGGUUCAGGACAUCAGGACAACAGAGGACACUUCUCUGCACCCGCUCCUGCAGGAAAUCUACAGAGACAUGUACUGAUAAAAAGCAGUUUUGAAUAUUUUGAAAGGGCAGCUUGCACGCUGCUGGGACCUAUCAUUUUUUUUGCACAAAGUCAUAAAUAAAAGCUAAAUAUUACUAAAAUACAAAUAUAUGUUGAAGCUGGAAUAUUAAUACAUUUACGUUAGUAACCGGAAAAUAUUUAAAGUGAUCGAAGCACUGAUCUGACCCAAAGAAUAUAAAAAAAAAAAUGGAUAUCCUUCUAUGGGGUUAGACUACGGUAGUCCUAUUUAUUGUGUGUAUUUAUUGAAAGGCUGCCUAAUUUACUUUUGUCUAUUUUAAGAUUUAAUGUUUUAGAAAUACCAGAAUCUGGGCUGUUAAUAUACGCUGCUUGAGACCAGAUUAAAUAAAAAAUCUUUUUAUUAUAUACAGCAGUUUAUGAUGUUACAAAUUUAUAUUGAAAUUACAUUAUAUAUUAAAAAAAAUCAUACCUCUCCAUAGCUUUUUAUAAUUUACUUUUUUCAGGUUUCUAAUCUGCACGGUAGAUUAUAUCUUUGCGUAAAUCACACCCCUUGCCAGUAAUAAAUAUUUUCACUAAAAAUAGUCUGAUAACUUUGAUCGUUUAGAAUUUUGUAAAUAUAACAAGAAUCCAGAGACGGCAGCUAAAGAUUGUAAAGUAGCUACCAAAUAAGGAAAAUUUAUACAUUAUGUGGUUAUUUCAAAGUUUGAAAUAAUCUUGUAUUUUGUAAUAAAAUUCUUUAUAUUUUUUAAAAAUCAUGUACAGUCCGAGCUAUUAUUUCAGUUAAACUUAUAUUCUCUAGAAGUGUUAUAUAAAUUAAAGCAUUUAAUGAUUUCUUCUUCAAUGCUGUGAAAUGUACAUUCAUGUAGCUGCCUGCUGAAGAUACAGGUUAUGUUUUUAUGUCUUUUGUGGGUUUUUUUUCUGUUCAUAAUGAGUAAGAUAAACUGUUUUUUUCCUAAUUCUUACAUUGAUUUCUGUUUUUAUACAUAUUUGUUUUGCAGAUAAAAUAUAAAUCAUUUAAUGUGGGUUUUGUAUUUACUGAUAAAUCAUGGAUGGGGCUCCAAAUUUACAGAGCAAAGAGAUGUAUCAAUAAACUGGUGUAUAAAGCUUGUUUGUGUCAGCCUGUCUUCAGAAAUAUAAAUAUGAGCACUUACACAAUAUUAUGCUGCAUGCAAUUAAUUGAAUUGUAUUUAACUAGUAUUUAAGGGCCAGUAAUGAAUAAAUUAAACUACAUUUCUCAGGUUUUUUAAACUGUUGAUUGAACUCCA
Cyprinodon variegatus (sheepshead minnow) is the source of this 2885-nucleotide messenger RNA. RefSeq names its product peroxisome proliferator-activated receptor alpha-like. Lineage: Eukaryota; Metazoa; Chordata; Actinopteri; Cyprinodontiformes; Cyprinodontidae. The transcript has 4 exons. The record is from RefSeq and is a predicted model, not a curated record. Gene Ontology annotation, cellular component: nucleus. Bases 648 to 1640 code for a protein of 330 amino acids. Gene Ontology annotation, biological process: positive regulation of transcription by RNA polymerase II; negative regulation of transcription by RNA polymerase II; hormone-mediated signaling pathway. Gene Ontology annotation, molecular function: nuclear receptor activity; RNA polymerase II cis-regulatory region sequence-specific DNA binding.